GUGUGUCCUAGAUACAGUCUAAAUCAUUCACAUCGUUUCACCCUGGAGGAACAGGUGACGUCCUUUUGUGACGCCACAUAUGAUGAGCUUGAGAGCGCACAUGCUGCUGCCUACUGUCAGAGAGCUGGAAAAACAAGUUUGUCUGCAUUUAGUUCCAUCCCUCUCAAGUCAAGUCUCGCUUGUUUGGUCUGGGGCAUUUUGUUACUGAGGCUUCUGCGAAGUAAUGGAGGCUCUUGAUUCUUUUUCUACCCCAAAAAGCAGAUCAGACACCCUGGCUACUUUCCGAGACCUGCUGCAGACAUCUCUGCCCAUCGAGCAGAUACAUCUGCGAAUUACCAGGGAGGAUGAUUCAGAUCCAUGUCAUGUUUCCCCUGAGGAAGAAGCAGACUUCCAGGACAUUGACACUACAGAACUGACCGCUCUGGAUGAAGAACAGGAGCAGUUAGAAGAGGUCAAUGAUAGUUCCAGUAUGACAGAUCAAGCUGAUGGGAUAGAGCAGUUGACCCUGGACUCUGAGCCAGAUUCAUCUUUGAACAAGCCUGUCCGGUCAUACGUUGAUGAAACUUUACCGGACCUGCUCAGAGGCGAAAAACCCCUCUGCAGACGUGUGUCCAGCCCUAUGUCAAACACGCUGAAGCAGGUGUGCAGGGAGGUGGAGCUGUCUCGGCGCAGGAGUCUGAGGCUGAAGGCUCAGGUGGAUAAACUGCAGGAGCAGAGUCAGGAUGGACUGGCCUGGAAUCAGCAAAAAAAUCGGGUGACGGAGGAGAUUCAGUCCAUUGUACAGCUACUGCUGCCUCUGACUGAUUUGGGGCAGACAGCUGAUCCAGUCCCUCAGGGCAGCCCACUGGACACUGCGCUGCUGCAGCUGCAGAAUGUGGCCCGCACACUCGCGCUCAACCACACAGCUCACAGACAGUCCAGAGAUGGGAAGACAGACAAUGAUGGAACUAUAUUACAGCAAGCUCUUCGAGACAGAGAUGAUGCUCUAGCAAAGAAAAAAGCAAUGGAGUCAGAGCUCCUGAAAAGCAAGACAGAACUGAUGACACUGAACAAUCAGCUGCUGGAGGCAGUGCAGCGACGGCUGGAGAUGGCCAUCGAGCUGGAGGCCUGGAAGGAUGAUGUGCAGGCCAUCCUUCACCACCAGCUCCAGAAUCAGCAGCAGGCCGAACAGGCCCAGAAGAAGGCCAAAGGAUUCAGUGUGCUCCGGCGCUCCAAACAGGCCAGCCCAGCCCAGCCUCCAGCCCCCAGCCGAGCACCCACUUCCAUCUCCCAGUCCCCCAAUACACCUGUAGCCCAGCGCUGGAAAGAACGACUGCGGCGAGGACGCAUCAGUCAGCAAACAUCCAGUUCCGUUGAGCAGCCAGCCAACAACAGUUCCUUUGAGCCUGAUUCUCCAAGCAGCUUCAGCAAGGAGGACAGAUUUCAAAUAGUCUCUCUAGACUGA
Messenger RNA from Colossoma macropomum (tambaqui), 1444 nucleotides. It is a transcript of the gene bicdl2l, whose product is annotated as bicaudal-D-related protein 2-like. The record is from RefSeq and is a predicted model, not a curated record. NCBI's taxonomy places the organism in Eukaryota, Metazoa, Chordata, Actinopteri, Characiformes, Serrasalmidae. The coding region runs from base 224 to 1444 and encodes 406 amino acids. Gene Ontology annotation, biological process: Golgi to secretory granule transport; vesicle transport along microtubule. The transcript has 6 exons.